AUGGAGGGGAGUGGCUUGGACCCGCAGGAGGAGGAACCAUUGCUGCCACGAAGUAGAGGAACAAGCAGACGGGCCAGGGACAAGUGUGGGUGUGGGGCAGCAAGGGAGGAGUGUGGGUGUGGGGCAGCCAGGGACAAGUGUGGGUGUGGGGCAGCAAGGGAGGAGUGUGGGUGUGGGGCAGCCAGGGACAAGUGUGGGUGUGGGGCAGCAAGCCAGGAGUGUGGGUGUGGGGCAGCCAGGGACAAGUGUGGGUGUGGGGCAGCAAGGGAGGAGUGUGGGUGUGGGGCAGCCAGGGACAAGUGUGGGUGUGGGGCAGCAAGGGAGGAGUGUGGGUGUGGGGCAGCCAGGGACAAGUGUUGGUGUGGGGCAGCAAGGGAGGAGUGUGGGUGUGGGGCAGCCAGGGACAAGUGUGGGUGUGGGGCAGCCAGGGAGAGGAGUUAUGGUGCAGCCAGGAUUGGUGCAGCAAGGGAGAGGAGUGGCUAUGCAGCAGCAUUCGGGUGGGGUGACUAUGGGGCAAACAGGGGGGGGGCAGCAAGGGAGUGGGGUGACUACGGGACAGCAGGGGACGGGAGGGGUGAUGGGGCUGCAAGGGAGUGGACUGGCUACGGGACAGCAAUGGAGUGGGUUGAGAAUGGGGCAAACAGGGGGGGGGCAGCAAGGGAGUGGGGUGACUACGGGACAGCAGGGGACGGGAGGGGUGAUGGGGCUGCAAGGGAGUGGACUGGCUACGGGACAGCAAUGGAGUGGGUUGGGAAUGGGGCAGACAGGGGGGGGGCAGCAAGGGAGUGGGGUGACUACGGGACAGCAGGGGACGGGAGGGGUGAUGGGGCUGCAAGGGAGUGGACUGGCUACGGGGCAGCAAUGGAGUGGGUUGGGAAUGGGGCAGACAGGGGGGGGGCAGCAAGGGAGUGGGGUGACUACGGGACAGCAGGGGACGGGAGGGGUGAUGGGGCUGCAAGGGAGUGGACUGGCUACGGGACAGCAAUGGAGGGGUGUUGGAAUGAUGCAGCCAGGCAGGGAAGUGGAUAUGGAUCGCUACAGGUUUGUGGGAAUGCAGCAGCGCUGGUGGGGUGA
Closterium sp. NIES-65 is the source of this 1074-nucleotide messenger RNA. The record is from the annotation of a GenBank genome assembly. Lineage: Eukaryota; Viridiplantae; Streptophyta; Zygnematophyceae; Desmidiales; Closteriaceae.